AUGCGGAUGCGCUUUGGCGGACGCCCACGACGACGAUGUGAGCGCAUUGACACCGGCCAACUGGCGAAGCCAGCUGUUCUGAAUGCCUAUCAAAGUACGCUGUCAUGCGAGUUAGAUAAACGCUCACUGGAUGCAAUUGAAGGUCACUGGUCUCAUAUUCAACAGACCUUACUAGCAGCAGGAAAAUCCUCAUGUGGUAUGUCUAAUCGGCAACAUGGACAUUGGGUCUCUUCACAGUCUCUGGAACUUAUAGAUGCUCGCCUGCAUAUUCCGGCUGGAAGCGAACACAAUGAAACUCGCAAAGAGCUCCGGGCAAAACUCCGUGCUAGCCUGAAGAGAGACCGCGAAUCCUGGUGGUCUCAUCGUGCAUUUGAGAUGGAAAUGGCCGCUGCCCCUGGUAACCAUCGUAAGUUAUUCCGUCUGAUACGGGAAACGGGCAGCAGGAGACCUGGUGUUAGUGAAACCAUACGUGACGAGAGUGGACAGCCUAGCCACAACUUAUCAAAACGCUUACAGCGUUGGGCUGAGCAUUUUGAAAGGCAAUUUAAUCGGUCGGAAUUGUUAGAUUUCUCGCUGGCCACUGAUCGCCCCGCUCCGUGGGCUGUCCCUUUGGAUCCACCCUCUCGCUCAGAAGUCGAACGUGAGAUCGGACUGUUGAAGUUAAACAAAGCCGCGGAACCUGAUGACCUUCCUCCAGCCCUCUUCAAAUCCGGGGGACCUGCUCUUGUGGAUGAUUUACAUGAGUUACUAGUGAAACUGUGGGAGCAGGAAACUGUCCUAACCGAUUGGAGCCGCUCCGUCAUAGUCCCAAUUUUCAAAGAAGGCUCACGAUCGGAAUGCGGCAGCCAUAGAGGAAUCAGUCUGAUCUCUAUUGCCUCCAAAUUGCUUGCCUCUGUCAUCCUUCACAGACUGACUGGCACGCGUGAAAGCCAGAUUCGUGAAGAGCAAGCUGGAUUUCGUCGGGGUUGUGGCUGCAUUGACCACAUCUUCACCUUGCGUCACUUGUUGGAGCCCCGUCACACAUACUGGCGGCCCACUGUAGUCGUGUUCCUCGAUAUCAAAGGUGCAUUCGAUUCGGUGGAUAGACUUGCACUUUGGGACUGUCUACUCAGGAAACGUGUACUUGAGAAAUAUGUAAAUAUUAUCCGAGCAUUAUAUGCGCGUAGCUCGGGCAGAGUGAGGGCUUACGGUGAGUUGUCGUCGCCGUUUAAUAUCUCCAGCGGCGUGAGACAAGGAUGCCCGCUGUCACCUUUCCUCUUCAACUUCGCUUUUAACGAAGUCAUGGAAAUCGCGUUCACAGGACACGACUUAGAAGGUGUGGAUCUGCUCCCAGGAGAACGACUUCUUGACUUAGAGUAUGCUGAUGAUAUUGCCCUAAUCUGUGACAGCUCACAAAUGUGUCAAGCGGCUCUGGAUAGAUUAGCACUAGCUGUCUGUCACUUCGGGCUUUGCUUCGCACACUCGAAGUGCAAAGCGUUCCUCCAAGAUUGGUCUGGACCGCCCCUUACGCUGGCCCUUGGUGGGGAUCAGCUAGAAGUCGCUCAAAAAUUCAACUACCUGGGAAGUUGUAUCAGCGCCUGUGGGAUUGAAGAUGAGCUCACGAACCGUAUAGCAAAAGCUCGGGGCGCUUUUGCUAACCUUCGCCACUUAUGGCGCCGGCGCGACAUCACUCUCGCCCUGAAGGGUAGAGUGUACAAUGCAGCGGCUCCAAUGGCUCGGCCACGUGUUACGCAUGCUAGCCCACCGACUCCCGCGACGUGUGUUGUUUGCGCGCAGGGGGAGUGGAUGGAAGAAGAGGAGGGGUGGCCAAGCGAUGACUUGGUCCAGAGGAAUGAAGGCCCUCACUUCUGA
Dicrocoelium dendriticum is the source of this 1851-nucleotide messenger RNA. Lineage: Eukaryota; Metazoa; Platyhelminthes; Trematoda; Plagiorchiida; Dicrocoeliidae. The record is from the annotation of a GenBank genome assembly.